Messenger RNA from Sugiyamaella lignohabitans, 321 nucleotides. RefSeq lists its product as uncharacterized. Bases 1 to 321 code for a protein of 106 amino acids. Lineage: Eukaryota; Fungi; Ascomycota; Dipodascomycetes; Dipodascales; Trichomonascaceae. The transcript has a single exon. The record is from RefSeq and is a predicted model, not a curated record.
AUGCAGGGGCUAUUCUUUACUAACAGUACGGCAGUCUAUGGGAUUACCGUUCGUGCUAGGAACGUUGCAUCAAUGCUUGGUGCGGGACUCAAGAGUUUGGCUGGUGGAGAAGUCGGUGUACUAACAACAAAUAUGGUACGCUGUCGAGAUGAGGCCAUGGAUAGAAUGAUAGCAGGCGUACAUCAAGUUGGAGGAAAUGCAGUUUAUGCAUUCCGCUUUGACGUUAACUCUCCUGAGCCUGGCUGGACCGAAGUAUGUUGCUACGGUACUGCUGUAACGGCAGUUCCCCGGAAAAAUAACAGUUCUUACCAGAAGCAAUAA